AAUUCAGAGACACAAAAGUAUAGGACAGAAAGGAUCUUCAAAAAUAUCUCCACCUGAGAGAGAAUUGUUGCUUUUCCUGCCCGAGAUAUACAACAAACCACACCAUCUUCUACAUCUGCUUCCCGAUUACAGUUUGUGUGUGUAGAGAAAUCAAAAAUCUGAAUCUAACAUGGGGAGGGGAAGAGUGACGUUGAAGAGGAUCGAGAAUAAGAUCAACCGCCAGGUCACUUUCUCGAAACGGAGAUCAGGAUUGUUGAAGAAAGCUCAUGAAAUCUCCGUCCUCUGUGAUGCCGAUGUCGGCCUCAUCAUCUUCUCCACUAAAGGAAAGCUCUGCGAGUUUGCUGCCAAUGCAUCCAACAGGAUGGAAAGCAUCCUUGAGAGGUACGAAAGACACUCAUAUGAAGAAAGGAACAAUACUACAACCGAUCAAGAAUCAAUUGGUAAGUGGACAUUGGAACAUGCGAAGCUCAAAUCUAGAAUUGAACUUUUGGAGAAAACCCAGAGUCAUAUUAUGGGAGAAGACCUUGAUUCAUUGAGUCUCAAAGAGCUUCAAAACUUAGAGCACCAAAUUGAUACAUCUAUUAAACAUAUUAGGUUGAGGAAGAACCAGCUCAUGGUUGAGACAAUUUCUAUGCUACAGAAGAAGGAAAAGGCAUUGCAGAAUCAAAACAACACGUUGUCAAAGAAGAUCAUACAAGUAGAAAAAGGACAAUCACAACAACCUCUUGUAGAGCAACAAAACAACGACAACAUGCCUUCACUUCAUUUUAGCACCUUCAUUAGGACAUGUGAGGGAGGAAUUGAUGAACCGGUAGAAGCAAUUCCAAGAAAAGGUCAACCUUCAGUAGUAUUGCCUCCAUGGAUGCUUCAACAUAUAAACCAGUAAAGGUUUCCUAUGUAAAAAUAAGACCCCUAUUUUCCACGUGUCCUCUUAAAAAUCAAAUGGUUUAUGGAUAUGUAAAACAUAUAUAGUUUUUGUUAUUUGAGAGGAGGGGUGGAAGUGUAAAUAUUAUAAGAAGUGUGUAUCAUAGAUUU
Messenger RNA from Lactuca virosa, 1035 nucleotides. Lineage: Eukaryota; Viridiplantae; Streptophyta; Magnoliopsida; Asterales; Asteraceae. The record is from the annotation of a GenBank genome assembly.